Molecule: messenger RNA, 612 nt
Organism: Trichoplax adhaerens
Lineage: Eukaryota; Metazoa; Placozoa; Uniplacotomia; Trichoplacea; Trichoplacidae
Exons: 1
Coding region: 1-612 (203 amino acids)
Biological process (GO): aerobic electron transport chain
Cellular component (GO): membrane
Molecular function (GO): cytochrome-c oxidase activity
Source: RefSeq, a predicted model, not a curated record
AUGUCAAACCCAGCUGUCAAUAUCCAGGAUGAACGCUUUCCUGAUACCCAUAGAGGAGUAUACUCGAAAACAAUUUUCGGAUUUUGGGUUUACCUUUUGUCGGACUUUAUGUUGUUUGCGACGCUUUUCGCAGCCUACGCUGUGUUGCGUAACGCAACCUACGGAGGGCCAACAGCCAAAGACCUUUUCAAUAUUCACUAUACGCUGAUACAGACAGUGGUCUUGCUUUGUGCAAGCUUAACUGCAGGAAUGGGGGGCGUAUUCGCCCAUAAACGCCGCAAGAUUCCCACGAUUAUCUGUUUUACUCUCACGUUUAUUGUUGGAUUAGUUUUUAUGGCAAUGGAGUGGGGGGAGUUUACACACUUGAUUGCAAGCGGUAGCGGAUGGCAAAGAAGUGCGUUUUUAUCAUCGUAUUUUACUGUUGUGGGAACACACGGGCUUCAUGUGAUAUUUGCGCUUCUUUGGGUGAUUGUCCUUUUGCCUCCAGUUUUUAAAGAUGGCCUAAAUCCUGUGAAUAUUCGCCGCUUAACGUGCUUAAGAAUGUUUUGGCAAUUUUUAAACGUGGUUUGGAUUUUUAUUUUUACAAUUAUUUAUUUGAUGGGGGUCUAUUAA